Molecule: messenger RNA, 4144 nt
Organism: Salmo salar (Atlantic salmon)
Lineage: Eukaryota; Metazoa; Chordata; Actinopteri; Salmoniformes; Salmonidae
Source: RefSeq, a predicted model, not a curated record
CUGCCUGCGACCCGGAACCGAGGGACACUGCCUGCGACCCGGAACCGAGGGAGACUGCCUGCGACCCGGAACCAAAGGGGUCUGCACUUUGUCCGACAGCGAUUUCAACAUAUCUUCUGACGACGAGGAAUGUGACACUUUCAUCAUUAAAAUAUUCCUUUCCAGUUUGUGGUUGUGUUUUCUUCAAAUGAGACACUGGAGGAGAGGCAAAGAUCAAACUCUGAUUUAUUUAGUCUUCUGUCACUCUUGUUUUCAGCUUUUCAAGUUUAUGCAGACACACACACACACACACACACAUACACACAUUCAGGCACUCACACAUACACAUACACAUGCACACACGCACACAAGUCCAGGCUCAUGAUCAUUCAAGUAAAAUGUGUAUGAUUUGUGUGAUGUCUGUAACUCAACAUGAAUGUAUUCUCUGAACUGCCUAAGUGUUCUAUUGUCAUGAAGCUUCAGGUAACAUUUGAUAUAGAUGUCUUGUCUGUACAUCCCAGUCACAUGGCAAGGAUGUCCUCUGAGACAUAUUACAUUACAGUACAUAAGUGACAGAGGCUGGGGGUUGUUCUAAUUGCUCCUCCCAGAUGAAAUGCCUGUAAUCCACGUUAGUGACCGAGAGGUGGCCGAGAGGUGAUCCAGGGAAAAUAAAUGAACCAUGUUUGAAACCCUGUUUCCUGAUCCAGCCUAUAUCUUACUCCCUAGGUAUCCAAGCCAGAACAAUGGGGCUUCAGGUUAUAUUGCUAUUGAUAUAGAAACUCCACCAUUCUUCGACAGGCGAGUCAGUCAUCUGCAAGAUAUGAAGAUGGAGAACAUUUGUACCCAACACAAACAACAUCCUUUCAUUCUUAUCCAUGUAAUAAUUUCACUUUAAGCGGCCAAGGAGGGAAAGGCUUGCUAAAAGAGAGGAACAAGAAGCCAAUAGUCCAUGGGGGAACAGAGACUGAAUCCUGGCAGAAAAGACUUGCUGAACCCCCUCUGGUGAAUGGCACCAUGAUGCCAGGUCAACUUUACCAGAUGAUGAAGCCCUUGACAGAUCCUCUUUAUUUUUGGGGUGAUAAUCUAACUAACUUCAUAACUGAUAUCUUAGGUCGGGUUAGCCUCUGUCUCGAAUCUGUAGGUCAGUGGUUUCCAACCUUUUUCGGUUACUGUACCACCAAAUGAAUUUUGAUCUUUCUUUUCUCAAAUACAGUACACCCUGUGGAUAGGCCAGGUACCUCCAGCGUUCCUAGUACCAAUGGUUGGGAACCACAGCUGUAGGUGACAGUGCUGGGGUAGGGGAGGGUGUUGUGAAUCUGAACCCUGAUGAUAUCUGUCAUUGCUCCCACAGCACUAAUGGCCAUAAUGAUGACCUGAGUCCCAAUACUGUGAUUCAGAAUAAACCUCAAGAGUAAUGGCCUGUCUGACAGAAGCAUUCAUCACCUUGGGUCAGCAGAAGAGACCACUGCUCUGGUGGAUAAGCAGGCCUUGGACAAGGACCAAGUCACCAAAUGCCUUUAGUUAAUAGGUAGUACUCAUGUACUUCGGUGGAAAUUGAUUGUGGAAAUUUGAAGACCAGGGAUGGUAGAUACAUGUAUCUAUACGACAUUCCAGGUGUAUCUGAGAUUGCGGGGCUCAACAUGAACGGGACUGCCAUUGCUAACAGUGGAGGGGACAAGCCAAUGGAAUUUGAUAAGAAUGAGGUGGUAACAAUGAACAACAGUUCAAUCACCCUCUAUAAAUGCCAAAAUCUGACAAUGAACUUCAUUUACAGUGAUGCUACACAGCAGAAGGCUGGAACUGAGUCUAAUGGUAAACAACCCCCAGUUAAGGAGAGAUGUUCCCAUUACAUUGUCACAGAGAUGAGGAAUGAGGUUGUGACAACUGCACCUUUGAAUUCAACUAUCAUCAAAGAUGGAGACAAUCCUGAUUCAAACCGUGGUGACACUGAUUUGAUCUGGAAAAUCAUUGUUGGUAUUGUAGCUGUUGUGGUGGUCAUUGCUGCUCUGCUCUGUGUGUUUAAACCUUGGAGAGACAAACAGUGCCACCAAGGCCACAGAGAUGUGGAAGAGGGUCAGGGCAAUCCAGAACCAAACUCCAUUCCUCUGAUGCAGAAUGAGCAACGUGAUUCAAGAGACAUCAGAAAGCCUGAUGACGGUGAGACUGUUGAGGCUGUGGUUGUUCCCAGUGACCAAGGAGGUGAGCCAGGAGAGGAGAACAGGCAGCCCAUGGACAAUGAAGAGACAGGCGCUGACACCCCUCUGCUGAAUGGAGAUGCCAGCGACCAAGGAGAGGAAGGCGUUCUAGGAAUGGAGGAUGGAAAACCGUCAGACAAUGACAGAGCAGACACUGAAACCUGUCAGAAGACACAUGCUGAUCCCCCUCCACUGAAUGUACCCAAAGUUGUCAGGGUUAACAGCCAGACUGAUGACCCACAGCUUCUGGGUCAACCUCAGAGCAAUGGACGCGUGCCCUAUAGAAGGGAAUCACAGCUGACUGAUGGGGCUCCAGGUCAGGGUGCUGGUGAGACUUCACCCCUCCUCUGCAGAAGCCCAGGAGAGGAAGGCGUGCUAGAAGGGCAGGACAGGAAGUCAGCAGACAGUGGGGGAACAGACCCUGAAUCCUGUCAGAAGACACAUGCUGAACCCCCUCUAGCGAAUGGACACCAUGAUGUCAGGGUUAACGAUGAGACUAAGGAAGUGACUCCUGGUGCACAGAGUCCAGGACCUCCUCAGAUGAAUGGAGGACCUCCCAUGUCUAACAGAGCUGCAGAGGAGACCACUGCUCUAUUGGACAAACAGGCCUUGGACAAGGACCAAGUCACCAAACCUCCUGAGUUAAUAGACAAAGGACCUAAUGACAUGGAGUCAGGAGAACUGUAACAAGCGGUGGACGUUUGUAUAACAAAAGAAAACCUAAUAUGUUAUUAUAAAAUACAGUAAUAAUUAUAAGAUACACAUAUGUGACUAGCUUCAUCAUAAUCCGUCAUGUCAACCCCAAGACACAUUUUGAGCAGUGUGUUUUACUGCACAAUGAUUUUCAGAAAGCUCAACUGUUUAUUAAGUUCAUUCUCUAUGUGACGGGUGUAAUCUGGAUAGGUUAGGAAACGUGUUUAAGUGAAAUCAGUUGAAAUUCCAAAACAGCACAUUACUUGUAGAUAACAAUAAUUUUAGUUAUCUGAAAAUGAGUGUGACUUAUGACUAAUUAUGAUACAGCAUGUCACAUAUUAGCUAUACAACAUUAUAAUGAUAUGAAAGGAUGGCAAGAUCAUACUUACACUGGUAUUGUAUACUAUACAUACAAGCAAAUAUAAAUCACAUACACAUGAGAAGAUGCAUAAAACAUAAACCUCUUUAGUAUAGACAUUUCCAAGAUCAUGAGGUCUCAAUGUCUUGUGGACAUGUCAAAUAGCUAAACAUUGACCGGGCGUUAUUUACACUAUGUAUACUCAAAUGUAUGUGGACACGCCUUCAAAUUAGUGGAUAUGUCUAUUUCAGCACCACCCGUUGCUGACAGGUGUAUAAAAAUCGAGCACACAGCUAUGCAAUCUCCAUCGACAAACAUUGGCAGUAGAAUGGCCCGUACUGAAGAGCUCAGUGACUUUCAAUGUGCUACCUUUCCAACAAGUCAGUUCAUCAAAUUUCUGCCCUGCUAGAGCUGCCCUGGCCACCUGUAAGGGCUAUUAUUGUGGCGCAUCCUUGGCUCAGCCAUGAAGUGGUAGGCCACACAAGCUCACAGAACGUGACCGCCGUGUGGUCAAGCGUGUAAGUCGCAAUCGUCCGUCCUCAGUUGCAACACACACACUACAGAGUUCCAAACUGCCUCUGGAAGCAUCGUCAGCACAACUGUUUGUCAGGAGCUUUAUGAAUUGGGUUUCCAUGACCGAGCAGCCACACACAAGCCUAAGAUCACCAUGCGCAAUGCCAAGCGUCGGCUGGAGUCGUGUAAAGCUUGCCGCCAUUGGACUCUGGAGCAGUGGAAACGCGUUCUUGCUUCACCAUCUGUUAGUCCAUCAAACGAAUCUGGGUUUGGCGGAUGCCAGGAGAACGCUACCUGCCCCAAUGCAUAGUGCCAACUGUAAAGUUGGGUGGAGGAGCAAUAAUGGUCUAGGGCUGUUUUUCAUGGUUCGGGCUAGGCCCCUUAGUUCCAGUGAAGGGAAAUCUUA